AUUCUUCAAAAACAUAUUAUUGAAUAUACUAAACAAAUUUUAGAAUAUGAAAAUGAUGAUACAGGAAAAAAACUGUUAUCAAAUUUUGUUAAUAAAUAUUGGUUCAAUAAUGAUAAUGAAAUUUCACAAGUUUUGAUCGAUUGGUUAGCAAAGAUUUCAUUGGUUCCUGAUGAAGCUGAAAAAGAUUCAUUAUCAUUGAUGGGAUUACGAUAUUUUUUGUGUAAAACUUAUGAUACUAGAAAACCUUUUGCAACAUUCGAACUUGAUAUUUUUGAAUAUAUCAUUAUUAAGAUUGUCAAAAUUAUCGUAAAAAGUUUAGAAAUCAAAGAUAAACAAAAUGAGAAAGAAAUUAUUUCCAAGAGAAUAAAUUAUUAUUUAAAAUUAUUAAUUCCUUAUAUUGAUUUACGUAGAAUUGAAUCCGAUUAUAUUAUUAAAAAAAUUGAACCAAUGAACGUAUUUCCUUCUGAAAUGAUUACAGAUGCUUACCGAUUCAAAUUACAAGAACAAAAUAAAAUAUUUCGAUCUAUUCGUGGAAUUCCAAUAUUUAGAUGGAAUGAUAAUAAUUUACAUGAUAACUUAUAUAUUUCUAAAGAUGGAUUCACCUUACAAGCUGAUCAAAAUCUUGACGCGUAUAAACAUGUGAUUGGAGAUUUAAUUAUCAGAGGGAAAGGAAUUUAUGAAUGGGAUAUUAUAAUUGAAAAAUUGUGUAAAACUAUUUAUAUUGGUAUUUGUGAUCAUAAAGAAUUUAAUCAAGAAUUUUGUUAUAAUAAUCAAUAUUAUGGUUGGGUUCUUGGAUCAGAUGGUUUUGUUUAUAAUAAAAAAAAAUGGAAAAAAUAUACAAGUGAAAAAUUUAAGGAAGGAGAUAAAGUUACGGUACAUUUAAAUAUGACAGAUAAAACUUGUGCAUUUUCGGUUAAUAAUUUUAGGAAUGAUGAUGUUACUGAAUGGAAAAAUAUUCCUUCUGAAAUUUGUCCUAUUGUCUCAUUGAAACAAGGUAGUAGAUUACGUAUACAACCUCAUUUUUUACUAUGAAUUAUAAAUCCUUAUAUAAGUUUUCAGGAUUUUUAAUGUUGUACCGUUCGCGGUCUCGUUUUCUUUCUAAGGUGAUAGUGGAAGAAGAGGUGAUAGCGGGUUAUAUAAGUCGUGGGAAAGUUAACUAAAUAAGAUUUGAGAUAA
Molecule: messenger RNA, 1176 nt
Organism: Rhizophagus irregularis DAOM 181602=DAOM 197198
Lineage: Eukaryota; Fungi; Glomeromycota; Glomeromycetes; Glomerales; Glomeraceae
Molecular function (GO): protein binding
Source: RefSeq, a predicted model, not a curated record